AUGUCCGAUACCUCAUCCAUCCAGGCCGCGGCCACCGGAAGCAAGUCUCCCUCCCUAGGUGCUCUCCCUCCGAGACGGGCAUGCGACGGCUCUUGGAUCCCGGUUGAAAGCCAGCUCUGGCCCAAUCAUCCAAAGAACAAACACUUGGGAGGCGUCAAUGCGGGAGUUGACAUCAACAGUGUCAACAUUCCGGACGACGGGGGGAUGACAGACGACUCCACGACUCCAACUACUGCCAAGGACGUCGUCGAAAAGACCGACACGAAAGAUCCUGGCCCGCCUUUGGUGCCUGACUCGGCUUCCCUGGCUUCGCCCGUCAGGACACGACCCAAACAUAAGAGUCCAUACCCUGGCGCCGGUCCGGGAGGCUAUCCAAUUGAUGGCUCGGGUUGGAGAAACCACCCAGCGAAUCGUCCCUACAGCUUUUUCAGUGUGGGGCAAAUGCACCAUGAGGAGAUCAAUAGACCUGAACGCACUGAGGCCUUCCUGCUUGGAGACGAUGAGAAGAAGAUUGAAGAGAAGAUCGACACGCGUACACCCAACACGACCAUCUUCACCUUCAACAAAGAAGACCACACCCUCGCCAACCUCCUCCGCGACAAGCUUCUGAAGAACAGCCACGUCACCUUUGCUGCCUAUCGAGUCCCGCAUCCUCUCUUUGCCAAAUUCGAACUCCGCGUCCAGACCGACGGCGAGAUUACCCCCAAGGAAGCCGUCCUGGCCAGCUGCCGCGACCUGGUCCAUGACCUGGACGUCCUCAAGACCAACUUUACGCGCGAGUACGAGCUGAGAAAGAUGGUCGGCGGCGCACAGAAUGGACAGUGA
This is a messenger RNA of Fonsecaea erecta, 825 nucleotides long. RefSeq lists its product as hypothetical. The transcript is spliced from 5 exons. The coding region runs from base 1 to 825 and encodes 274 amino acids. Gene Ontology annotation, biological process: transcription by RNA polymerase II. NCBI's taxonomy places the organism in Eukaryota, Fungi, Ascomycota, Eurotiomycetes, Chaetothyriales, Herpotrichiellaceae. Gene Ontology annotation, cellular component: RNA polymerase II, core complex. The record is from RefSeq and is a predicted model, not a curated record. Gene Ontology annotation, molecular function: protein dimerization activity; DNA binding.